Molecule: messenger RNA, 1769 nt
Organism: Durusdinium trenchii
Lineage: Eukaryota; Dinophyceae; Suessiales; Symbiodiniaceae
Source: the annotation of a GenBank genome assembly
AGCUUGGCUUGAUCAAGAGAUGCCUCUAGCCGUAUGCAAGCCAUGCCGCGCCCACAGAAGCUCACUGAAGAACAGGAAUGGUUCUUGUCACUUCUGGACCUCAAGUUUCAGCAGCAUGAGCAUAGGAUUUGGCGCAUGAUGUCAGAAACCAAUCAUUGGAAUGGAGCAGGUUUUGAGACCGUGGAGCAUGAGGAAUCAAACUUAGGCAGGGUCUUGGACGAGUUGGAACUGAUCAACGCAGAUCCGAUCCAGAAUGAUGAGAAAGAGCAAGAAACUGCGGAGGAGCCACCGGAAAAUUCAAAAGACACAAGAAACUUACGACCCGCCAGGUUGGGUAGUGUCUAUGUGAUGAGUGAGGUCAGCGAGCCUGAACCACAUCUUAAAACAUUUGUGAAAGGGCCCUUGGAUCUCUUGAUGGGGCUGGUGGUGGUUGCGAACCUGUCUGUCAUGGCAGCAGUCACGCAGACUGAUGGCUACGUUGCAGAUAUCCACCUAGGGCUUGCCACUGGGUCUCCAUGGGGCCUGACCAAUGCAGAGUAUGAGGUUGCCGAACUUGUAUUUUUCUUUAUUUACAUCUCUGAUGUUCUGGCCAGAAUCUGCAUUUUGCGGAGCCAGUGGUACUAUGAUUUGAGAGAGGGAUGGAUGUACAUGAAUUUCUUUGAUGCCUUGCUGGUGACUGUUCAAGCCUUUGAAAUUGCUUUGCUCCCUGUGCUGACUUCUGGUGACCAAGAGCAGAGGGCCAGUACCAUUCGCGUUAUCAAGCUGCUGAGGAUUGUUCGAACUCUUCGUAUCAUCAAAACCGUAGCAUUGUUCCGCCAACUACGGCUGCUGGUUUCUACCUGUGUGGCCAGCAUUGGUGCCUUUUUUUGGUCCAUGGUCCUUCUCUUCAUGUGCAAGGUUGGGUUUGCGCUGAUUGUUUGCCAAGCACUUCAGGGCUUCAUCAUGGAUGACAAUGCUAAUUUGGAUACUCGCUUGGAGAUGAACAACCUAUAUGGUAGCUUCACCAAAUCGUUGUACACAACCUUUGAGAUCACCCACAGUGGAAGCUGGCCUUCCCAUGUGAGACCAGUGAUUGAGAAAGUGAGUGCUUGGUAUGCGAUCCCCUUUCUCACAUACAUCACUUUGGUGGUGUUCGCAGUAAUCAGGAUAGUGACGGCGCUCUUUAUCAAGGAGACCCUUGCAAGUGCCGCCAACGAUGCUGACAUGCAGAUGGACGAGAAUAGGGCCAUGGCAACCGAGUACCAACGAAAGCUCGAAGAGCUGUUUCGUGCUGCUGAUACAGAUGGAAAUGACUCCUUGUGUUCCAGUGAAUUUCUACAAGCAAUGAGCUUGCCUAGCGUGCAGCAUUAUCUUCAGGUGCUUGAGGUGAAAGUUUCGGAUUGCCGCCCACUUUUUGACAUCCUGGAUGAUGGAGAUGGAAGGAUCACUAUCACGGAGUUUUGCAAGGGAAUCAUGGGACUGAAGGGAGUGGCACGAGCCCUGGACAUUGUCAUGCUCCAAAGGGAGAACAGCAAAGUCCUCAAAGAGUGCCAGAAGAUCUACCAGAGGGUUGUCAUGCUGACUGCUUCCAGUCCUCCAACCUGAUCCUGCUUGAUCCUUUAUUUCAGCGGACUCUUGAAAAGAACGCCGCUCUGCAAAGAUCGUGUUUCACCGCGGCCAUUUGGGCCAAUUUGUGUCUACUUUCCCUGGGCCGUGGUCCGCCACGGAGGCUCACAGCACAGGGUGCAGAUGCAAAAGUUGCCGAGCCGGUGCAGUAGUUUCAUUCUCGG